Molecule: messenger RNA, 5197 nt
Organism: Dreissena polymorpha
Lineage: Eukaryota; Metazoa; Mollusca; Bivalvia; Myida; Dreissenidae
Product: neurogenic locus notch homolog protein 1-like
Exons: 35
Coding region: 99-3299 (1066 amino acids)
Molecular function (GO): calcium ion binding
Source: RefSeq, a predicted model, not a curated record
UCUACGUAGACGAUAAGAUAAGCAGUGGCAUACAUAAGAAUGUCUCUAUUACAUGGAAUGUGCACUGGAGUCGACUAUCGGCACGUUGCUUUAGCGAAAUGAACCUUGUUCUCGUUGGUUGGUUAUUUCUUUGCCUUGAGUCAGCUACAACGACUGCCACACAAUGCUUAAGUUGUGCACCAAUGCCGUCCACUAUCCAAUGUGUUACCACCCAAAUCUGUCAAAAUGGUCAAGAAUGCUAUGCUAAGUACGUGUUGAAACCUGAUGGUACCGUAAUCUACGAAUUCGGUUGCCACUAUAGGCAGACAUGCCCUGACCAGUUAAAUACCCAUGCCUUUAUUGGCAGGCGAGCGACAGGCGAUAUCGAAUUGUGCUACAAAUGUUGUCAUGGAGAUAUGUGUAAUCACGGCACUCCUUGUACAGCAACCACAACUUCUGCAAACCCGUGUUCCCCAAGCCCCUGUGUGCGUGGAUCAUGUUAUAAAGGCAGCGGAAACAAUCCCACAUUCUUCUGCAUGUGUCCGAGUGGCUUCAGUGGAAUGUACUGUGAAACAGAAAUCAACCCUUGUUCCCCGAGUCCCUGUGUGCGUGGAUCCUGCUUCAUUGGAAGCGGAAAUAAUCCCACAUUUUUCUGUUUGUGUCCGAGCGACUUCACCGGGCUGCAUUGUGAAACUGUAAUUUCUACAACUUCUGCAAAGACAACAACGAUUCAAACAACAACAUUGACAGUUCCGACAACUUCUGCAAACCCGUGUUUCCAAAGCCCUUGUGUACGUGGAUCAUGUUAUAAAGGCAGCGGAAACAAUCCCACAUUCUUCUGCACGUGUCCGAGUGGCUUCACUGGAAUGUACUGUGAAACAGAAAUCAACCCUUGUGUCCCGAGUCCCUGCGUGCGUGGAUCCUGCUCUAUUGGCAGCGAAAACAAUUCAACAUUUUUCUGUCUGUGUCCGAGCGACUACACCGGACAUGAUUGUGAAACUGUCAUUUCUACAACUUCUGCAAAGACAACGCCUAUUCAAUCAACAUCAUUUACAGUUCCGACAACUUCUGCAAACCCGUGUUUCCCAAGCCCUUGUGUGCGUGGAUCAUGUUAUAAAGGCAGCGGAAACAAUCCCACUUUCUUCUGCACGUGUCCGAGUGGCUUCACUGGAGUGUACUGUGAAACAGAAAUCAACCCGUGUUCCCCGAGUCCAUGCGUGCGUGGGUCCUGCUUCAUUGGCAGCGAAAACAAUCCCACAUUUUUCUGUCUGUGUCCGAGCGACUUCACUGGACUGCAUUGUGAAACGGUUUCAGUCAUCUCUACAACUUCUGCAAAGACAACGCCGAUACAAACAACAACAUUGACAGUUCAGACAACUUCUGCAAACCCGUGUUUCCCAAGCCCCUGUGUCCGUGGAUCAUGUUAUAAAGGCAGCGGAAACAAUCCCACAUUGUUCUGUCUGUGUCCGAGCGACUUUACCGGGCGGCAUUGUGAAAUGUUCAUUUCGACAACUACUGCAACGACAAGUCCGAUUCAAACAACAACAACAACUAUAGCAACCCCGACCCCUGUCAACCCGUGUUCCCCGAGUCCCUGUGUGCGUGGAUCCUGUUAUAUUGGCAGCGGAAACAAUCCCACAUUCUUGUGCAUGUGUCCGAGUGGCUUCACUGGAAUGUACUGUGAAACAAUUAUCACUACAACUUUGUCCACGACAACGCAUACAACACCUACAACAACGCUUGUAACGACAACAGCGUCAACUAUGAGAACUACGUCGCCACCAACGUCAGACGAAAUCAACCCGUGUUCCCCGAGUCCCUGUGUGCAUGGGUCCUGCUUCAUUGGCAGCGAAAACAAUCCCACAUUUUUCUGUCUGUGUCCGAGCGACUUCACUGGACUUCAUUGUGAAACGGUCAUUGCUACAACUUCUGCAAAGACAACGCCGAUUCAAACAACAACAUUGACAGUUCCGACAACUUCUGCAAACCCGUGUUCCCCAAGCCCUUGUGUGCGUGGAUCAUGUUUUAUAGGCACCGGAAACAAUCCCCCAUUCUUCUGCAUGUGUCCGAGUGGCUUCACUGGAAUGUACUGUGAAUCUGAAAUCAACGCGUGCUCCCCGAGUCCCUGUGUGCGUGGAUCCUGCUUCAUUGGCAGCGGAAACAAUGCCACAUUUUUCUGUCUGUGUCCGAGCGACUACACUGGACUUCAUUGUGAAACGGUCAUUUCUACAACUUCUGCAGGGACAACGCCGAUUCAAACAACAACAUUGACAAUUCCGACAACUUCUGCAAACCCAUGUUCCUCAAGCCCUUGUGUGCGUGGAUCAUGUUUUAUAGGCACCGGAAACAAUCCCACAUUCUUCUGCAUGUGUCCGAGUGGCUUCACUGGAAUGUACUGUGAAUCAGAAGUCAACCCGUGUUCCCCGAGUCCCUGUGUGCGUGGAUCCUGCUUCAUUGGCAGCGGAAACAUUGCCACAUUUUUCUGUGUGUGUCCGAGCGACUUCACUGGACUUCGUUGUGAAACGGUCAUUUCUACAACUUCCACAAAGACAACAACACAGACAGUUCCGACAACUUCUGCAAACCCAUGUUCUCUAAGCCCCUGUGUGCGUGGAUCAUGUUAUAAAGGCAGCGGAAACCAUCCCACAUUUUUCUGUUUGUGUCCGAGCGACUUCACAGGGCUGCAUUGUGAAACGUUCAUUUCGACAACUACUGCAACGACAAUUCCGAUUCAAACAACAACAACAACAAUAGCAACCCCGACCCCUGUCAACCCGUGUUCCCCGAGUCCCUGUGUGCGUGGAUCCUGUUAUAUUGGCAGCGGAAACAAUCCCACAUUCUUGUGCAUGUGUCUGAGUGGCUUCACUGGAAUGUACUGUGAAACAAUUAUCACUACAACUUUGUCCACGACAACGCAUACAACACCUACAACAACGCUUGUAACGACAACAGCGUCAACUAUGAGAACUACGUCGCCACCAACGUCAGACGGUAAUAAUCCAGGUCUAGUUACCGACUGCCGGGACAGAUUAGAUCACUGCUACAAGUACGACCUAAACGUCUGCACCAAUGCAACCUACCGGGCCUUCAUGGCUGCAAAUUGUCCGAAAUACUGCGGCAUAUGCAAGCCAGACCAUCCCGACCCGAUCAACUGCACGGACACGCUGCCCAAGUGUGGAGAGUACGACUCGGGAGACCUCUGUACCAGUUCUUAUUACCACCAGUGGGCCUGGGAGAACUGUCGUGUCUACUGUCAACUCGACGGAUGUCUUAGCGCCGACAACCCCGGUCGCCUGCACGGACGCGCUGCCAAACUGUAGAGAGUGCGACUCCGGGACCCUGUGCACGGACCACUCGUACGCCAAGUGGGUGCUGGAGCACUGUAAACAUUACUGCAGGGUGCCCGGAUGUAUUUAGACGUUGAUAUGUGUGAUUUUUGUUAAAUUUAAUAACAUAAAUACUAUGCAUUAAGAUGCUACCACAAGUGUUGGGCUCAUGGCCAUGUCACAACCCAACAUCCCCACCACUACUCUCCGCCUUUGUGAAACAAAUUAAAUAAAGGACAUAAAUUAUCAACCACUUACAUUAUGCCAUAAUACAACAUCUCUAAUCAUUAUUACAAAAAACCUCGUCUCUUUCAUGUGAAACAAAUCAUAUACAUGUACUUAACUAUACAAUUCGUUUGACAAUGAAAACGCGUGUAACAAAUCAAUUAUUACAAGCAGGUCGGCUACAUUUGGACGCUUAACAUAUAUUAUUGUCUUUCUUUAUUUUAAGAAUCGUUUUUUUUUAAAUAUUGACAAAUGGAGACAUUUUACCAAAACAAUUGUCUAGGGUUUCGGCUGCAUUUAGUCAUUACAAGAGAAACGCGCCUCAUUUUGGUGAACACUUAGUUACCCAAUACAUAUUCAAGAUUUACUUAACAUUUAGACAUACAAAUACUAUGUAAAAAAUGAAAUAUUGCGAGUGAGCCGGUUUGCAUGUAGACGGUAUCAGACUUUGGUGUGUCUUUGUUUUGCGCGAAAAAUCUUGUUACCAUAGUUUCUAUAAAUAAUGACUGAUUGAAACACUUAUUACACGUGGAAUACUGCAAGCCUAAAAGCUAUAUUCAUACUCUUAAAUACAUGUACAUGCACGAGUUGUGUUAGUGAAUAACAACAAUUAUACAUAUUUACCAAUUAAAUAUUUAUUACACAUAAUUCCCAUGGUUAUUACAAUAAAUUCUGAACUAUAACAGACACAAACUUAUAAACAUGUACUUGUAGCAUCGUGUUUAUUUGAAGUCUACAUCCUCCAGUAAAAAUAUGGACCAAAUAAAUCACGUUUUAUAAAUUUAAAGAGACAGUAUACGAAAAUUACAUAUAUCACAACAUAACAUACAAAUCUAAUAUUUGCUAAACAGAUGUGUACACAACUUUAAAAAGAAGUCACUUUCAACUUUUCUUUUUUUUAAUUUGUCGGGUCGUAAUUACGUUGCAUGCUCACUUAUUGGCACAUUUUCUUCAUCACCAGCUGAAUAAUUGCAUGCAUGAUUAUUUGUUAUAUAUUAAUUCAACGUAGUUUUGUUGUUUUCUCAACUCAGUCCGAAACAAGGGAUGUUUUUGUAAGAAACACAAUGCCCCCUACUGCGCCGCUUUGAAGCCAUAUCUUUGACCUUGAAGGAUGACCUUGACCUUUCACCACUCAAAAUGUUCAGCUUCUUGAGAUACACAUGCAUGCCAAAUAUUAAGUUGCUAUCUUCAAUAUUGCAAAAGUUAUGGGCAAUGUAAGUUUUCGGACGGACGCACUGACUGACAGGCAGACGGACGGACAGUUCAACUGCUAUAUGCCACAUACCGGGGGCAUACAAACAAUACCACUAAAACUACAUCACAUGAUUUAGCCGCGUUUUCAACCGUUUAGCACAGAAAAUGGAUAUUUAAAACUGAACGUUAUUGUACUGAUGAUUAUUGGACAACAAUUGCAUAAUUUAUACAUGUAUAUAAAGUAGUCACUAGCAACAUAUUCAUUUUAUGUAUUAUCGGUAUAACAAAUUUUCAAGUCAAAUUUUAUAUAAAUGAGCCAUAAGGUAUCACGAAGGUUUGUUUUAAUCGCCAACAGAAUAUUGCUUACACUUAUCCUGUAUCGUGCAAUCCCAAUAUUUAACAAGUUUACGAUAAACGUAUCAUUAUGUAGUUUCAAAUCAAUAUUAUUUAUAAAGAGGAUUUUUGUUGGAGUU